AUUGGAGCUGUCAACUCGUCUGCGUCAACAGUUUUGGACUCAUCUUUCCACCGUAUUCAUUCGUUUAUCUUAUAUAUCUUCUCUCCGGCCUACAUUCGUCAUAACGCCAUCGCCGCCAUGACUGAUACAGACAGUGAUCGAUUUCCUCUACACACAGCUGCCAGAGAAGGCAGAGUGGCCGCAGCUGAAGGGUUCCUCAAGACAGAUCCCAAGCUCUCAAAGCGCAAAGACGAUGACGGCAGAUACGCAAUCCACUGGGCAGCCUCGUCCAACAACCACGAAAUUGUUCUCCUCUUGGCAAACCAGGCAAGCUUCGAUCCGGACAUCCAGGACGACAGCGGCUGGACACCUCUCAUGAUCUCCGCCAGCGUCCCAAAUAGCGAGCCAAUACUAAAUCUGCUUCUAUCCAGAGGCGCUGACGUCAAUAUCAAGAACAACAACGGCCAGACAGCCCUCCACUUCGUCGCCUCCAAAAAGAACCUCGACGUCGCCCGUCUCCUCAUCGACUCCAAGCCUCCAGCCUCAACCCGCGUCCGAGACCGCCGCGGCCAGUACCCUAUCCAUCGUGCCGCGGCCGUCGGCUCAGUGCCCAUGGUUAUGCUCCUUCUCAAGAACAGGAGCCCCCUGAACGCCGCUGACAACGAGGGCUACACGCCUCUCCAUCAUGCAGUUGCAGAGGGCCACGGAGACACUGCUGUCGCUCUGCUGCGAGAGGAAGCUGAUUUUACACUCAAGACUAACGACGGAGAGUUGGCUAUUGACUUGGCUCCGGACAAAGAGGUUCGCAACUUCAUCAUCCAGGGCGCUGAGAGGGAAGGCAUCCAGCUGGUCGAUUAGCUACCCAGCUAUGUGUAUCGUAGUCAAUCAGCCAUAAUCUAACAUAAUACAUGAAAAAAAUUUGUACAAAUCUAAUCUACAGCUGGUGCCAUACCCGUCAUUUCAUGUCGUGGUGCUUCAUUACCUUUCUUGGUUUCCCCCUUCUCCCUUUUAACCCAUCACAUCUAUUCCCUUAUUUUACUGUCCGUUCGACCAGCUCCCGGUACAUCGUCUUGACAUCAUCCACAUCCGCCCUCAGCUCAUCAACUAGCUCGCUCUUCUCUCCCAGCAGCUCCAGUGUGGUUUGAUAUCUCGUAUCCAGGUCGGCAACUUCCUUCUCCAGCUCUGGUACCCUUGCAGAUGCUGCUUUUGCCUCCUCCAGUUCCUUCAUCAAGGCCACCAUGUCCCCUCUUGCCUCAUCCCUCUGGCUACACACCCUAGCCAUCUCUUCCUUGGCUGCAACUCUUUCAGCCUCUAGACGUCGUAUCGCGGCACUCAUCCGUUCUACCAAUUGAACAGACGGCCCCGCCGCUACUGUUGAUACCGAAAUCAUAUCUUGCGCGAGAUUACGGGGCGAAGAGGGGACCGUAUCGCUGAUGCCAUUCUCCCUCUCAAUUACAGAUGGGGGUAGCGCGGGAGGUGAUCCCAAAGGCGGAUCCAGAGGAGAGAAUGGAGAUGGAGGAAUAGACCCAGUAAGCGACAUUGUCCCUGUUCCCGUGCGGGUCGGCGGCAU
Molecule: messenger RNA, 1549 nt
Organism: Trichoderma virens Gv29-8
Lineage: Eukaryota; Fungi; Ascomycota; Sordariomycetes; Hypocreales; Hypocreaceae
Exons: 8
Coding region: 118-837 (239 amino acids)
Cellular component (GO): cytoplasm; nucleus
Molecular function (GO): protein binding
Source: RefSeq, a predicted model, not a curated record